AUGAGGGUCGCUGCCUGUCUCAUCCUCCCAGUUCUUCUCGGGGUCUGCUUCGCUUCAACACUGAAUGGAAACAGUCAUGGCAACGGUAAUGGCAACGGCAACGGUAACGGCUUCACCUAUGGCGUUAACAGAAACGGGAAUGGUGCCAACGGCAACGGAAGAUACAGAAAUGAAAACGGGAACGGUGUGAACGGCAACGGCUAUACGAACGGCAAUGGUGCUGUGAACGGCAACGGCAACGGUGCUGUCAACGGCAACGGCUACACGAACGGCAACGGUGCUGUGAACGGCAACGGUAACGGUGCCGUUAACGGAAAUGGUAACGGCAACGGGUACUCCUACCAGCCCCCUAGUGUACCUGUGAACCUGUACCAGACCCCAGGCAGCAACGGCAACGGUGCUAUCAAUGGCAACGGGUACACCAACGGUGUCAACGGCAACGGCGCUGUUAACGGAAACGGUUACACCAACGGUGUCAACGGCAACGGCGCUGUUAACGGAAACGGUUACACCAACGGAGUGAACGGCAACGGCGCUGUUAACGGAAACGGUUACACCAACGGUGUCAACGGCAACGGCGCUGUUAACGGAAACGGUUACUCCAACGGUGUCAACGGCAACGGCGCUGUUAACGGAAACGGUUACUCCAACGGUGUCAACGGCAACGGUGCUGUUAACGGAAACGGUUACUCCAACGGCCGCGUCAACGGUAACGGCGCCGUUAAUGGAAACGGUUACUCCAACGGCCGCGUCAACGGAAAUGGCGCCGUUAACGGAAAUGGUUACUCCAAUGGCCGCGUGAAUGGAAAUGGCGCCGUUAACGGAAAUGGUUACUCCAAUGGCCGCGUCAACGGCAACGGUGCUGUCAACGGUAAUGGUUAUUCCAACGGUCGCGUCAACGGUAACGGUUACUCCAACGGGCGUGUCAACGGAAACGGUGCUGUGAACGGUAACGGUUACUCAAACGGUCGCGUCAACGGCAACGGUGCUGUCAACGGCAAUGGUUACACCAAUGGAGUCAGCGGUAAUGGAGUGAACGGCAACGGGUACACUAACGGAGUCAAUGGCAAUGGUGCUGUUAACGGCAAUGGGUACACCAACGGCGUCAACGGUAAUGGAGUUAAUGGCAAUGGUUACACCAACGGAGUCAAUGGCAAUGGUGCUGUUAAUGGCAACGGUUACACCAACGGUGUUAACGGCAACGGAGUGAACGGAAACGGUUACACUAACGGCGUUAACGGUAAUGGCGCAGUCAACGGUAACGGUGCUGUCAACGGCAACGGCAACGGCAACGGGUACUCGUAUCAGCCCCCCAGCGUUCCCGUCAACCUGUACCAGACCCCACAAGGCUAA
Molecule: messenger RNA, 1353 nt
Organism: Scylla paramamosain (green mud crab)
Lineage: Eukaryota; Metazoa; Arthropoda; Malacostraca; Decapoda; Portunidae
Exons: 2
Coding region: 1-1353 (450 amino acids)
Source: RefSeq, a predicted model, not a curated record